Messenger RNA from Micropterus salmoides (largemouth bass), 12126 nucleotides. It is a transcript of the gene kcna4, whose product is annotated as potassium voltage-gated channel, shaker-related subfamily, member 4. The record is from RefSeq and is a predicted model, not a curated record. The transcript has 3 exons. The coding region runs from base 1115 to 3193 and encodes 692 amino acids. Gene Ontology annotation, biological process: protein homooligomerization; potassium ion transmembrane transport. NCBI's taxonomy places the organism in Eukaryota, Metazoa, Chordata, Actinopteri, Centrarchiformes, Centrarchidae. Gene Ontology annotation, cellular component: voltage-gated potassium channel complex; membrane. Gene Ontology annotation, molecular function: protein binding; potassium ion binding; delayed rectifier potassium channel activity.
UAUAGGUAGGGCUACAGAGGCAGACAGACAGAUGUGUGAUGCUCAGACUCAACCAUGGGGCCGUUUUCCUUCGCCUGUGUGAAGAUAAACUUUUACCCACCCUCGCAUCUUUUCGCCGUGAUCGUGUAGAGCUCUUAUUGAUGCCAACUCGCUGCUUGCACACCUGCUUCUUUUUUUUCUUUUUUCUUCAAUGGUUAUUGCUGCCAGUAUACCAGGAGCGAUGCAGCAGAAAAGGGGGCUGAAGUGGCGAUAGAUCCUGUUGAAUUGAGACCAGACGUCGAGACGCAUCCAAAAAGUGUCCUCCUCAGAGUGCGUCAGAGCACGGAUGUAUAUAGUGGAUGAUAUGGUCGCUGGUUGGAUACGACGAGGGAUUUGUGAUAUUAGUACCCCCCAAAAUCAAGACGGAAAUUUGGGCAAAAGCGAAGAACUGCAUCCUCACGUAGCCUACCUCCUCUUCCUCCUCCUCCUCCUCCUCCUCCUAUUUCUCCUCCAGCAGAUUUGUUUGUAGGGGGGCUGAGGCGAUUUCGUUUGGCCUCUUUUCACAUCUCCAGAGAGCGUCAGAGGAAUAAAGUCAUUCAGAUUCACCGGAGCUCUAUAAUAUAACAGCAAAUAUCCAAUUUUACAUCUCAUGACAUAAAAUGGCAACCAGGAGUGACCACGGAGGAUCAAAAGACGCAUUUAGGCGCAAGCCGCGGUCGUGGAGAAAUUAACCACCUGAUGGGCACCGGAGAAACCGAGGAAAGACUGUUUUGGUGUAGCUUGUUUACUUGGUGGUUUAUAAUGCUGAACAAAUAAAGGGCGCCGCAAGUUUGACACAGAGCGUCUGCGUAACAGGCUAUGCCACCGGUCCUUACAUAUUUUGGUAUCGGUAAUGAUGUCAUAAAAUAUUGGAGGCCUGUGUCUCCUACCAUGUAAGUAGCCACAUGGACUGCACUCAACAUGGACCUAAUUGAGGUUUGCUUGUUAUUGUGACAUUCUCCUAUUCACAACUGAUUGAUUGAGGAAUUCUCUCUCUGCGCGCUCCGAGCUGCAACUUUUAACCUCUGGCCUGCAUCCACGUCGCCCUGAGGCGGUUACUGUAGCACUCACGGACCGAACCGCUCAUUGAAUUAAAAUGGAGUUUGCCAUGGUGGGUGCGGACGGCGGGUGCAAUAGUCACCUGCCUUACGGAUAUGCCCAAGCUCGCGCACGGGAGAGGGAGCGAGAAAGGGAGCGCCAGGUUGCCCAUUCGAGAGCGGCGGCUGCAGCGGCCGCAACCGAAGGUGUGUCCGGUGGUGAGGGAGGAGGCGGCAGCGGCGGUGGCGGUGGCGGUGGCAACGGCGGAGUGGGGGGGUCCACCUCCACCUCCUCCUCGAGCGCUCAUCUCCUUAACAACCGCCAGCAUCAGUCUCGCGCCGCCUCCUCCGCAAACGCCAACUUGAGCGGCGGCGGUACCGCCUCGCGCCCCUCCUCCUCCUCCUCCUCCUCCUCCUCACAGCCGCCACAGCACCAGCAGGAGCCCGAGCAGCAGAGAGUUCUCAGAGAACGGAAAAAGCAGCACGGCGUCGGACGGUGGAGACGCAGCCGGACGACUCUCGGCGGGGACUUGCGCCACUCGGAGCUGGCGCUGCUCGGAUCCGAGGAGGACAUGAUGAUAGAGGAGGAAGAGGCAGAGGGAGCCGAGGAAGAGGAGGAGGAGGAGGUGGACCGGGGAAGUAAGAGGUCGAGUUUUCUGUGUAACAUGGAUGAUGACGAGGAGACCGUCUCACUCACUGACAGGCGCCCUCAGUCCGGAUACGAAAAUGUUUACAGUGAGUGCGGCUGCUGCGAGAGAGUUGUCAUUAACGUGUCGGGGCUGAAGUUUGAAACUCAGCUCAAGACUCUCACUCAGUUCCCGGACACUCUCCUGGGAGACCCUGACAAGCGAAUCAGGUACUUCGACCCGCUAAGGAACGAAUACUUCUUCGACCGGAACCGACCGAGUUUUGACGCCAUUCUUUACUUUUACCAGUCAGGGGGGCGGUUGAAAAGACCAGUCAACGUCCCGUUUGACAUAUUCUCUGAGGAGGUGAAGUUUUAUGAACUCGGGGAAGAGGCGAUACUCAAGUUUCGGGAAGAUGAGGGUUUUGUCAAAGAGGAGGAAAAACCUCUGCCAGAGGACGAGUUCAAGCGCCAAAUUUGGCUGCUUUUUGAGUAUCCGGAGAGCUCGAGCCCUGCCAGGGGGAUAGCAGUCGUGUCCGUCUUGGUUAUAGUAAUUUCUAUUGUCAUUUUCUGCUUGGAGACGCUGCCGGAGUUCAGGGAUGAAAAAGAGUAUCUACAGCCACGACACAACUCCUCUCAACCUGACCACGGAUUUACUCCUUUCAACGACCCGUUUUUCAUCGUGGAAACGGUUUGCAUUAUCUGGUUCUCCUUUGAGAUUAUAGUCCGUUUCUUUGCGAGCCCGAGCAAACCGGCUUUCUUUAAAAACAUUAUGAACUCAAUAGACAUUGUAUCCAUUUUGCCUUAUUUCAUAACCCUCGGCACGGACCUGGCGCAGCACCAAGGGAACGGGCAGCAAGCGAUGAGCUUUGCCAUCCUGAGAAUUAUCCGCCUUGUGAGGGUUUUUCGUAUCUUCAAACUAUCCAGGCACUCCAAGGGGCUGCAGAUCCUGGGCCAUACCCUGCGCGCUAGCAUGAGGGAGCUGGCCCUCCUCAUUUUCUUCCUGGUCAUAGGUGUCAUCCUGUUCUCCAGUGCGGUGUACUUCGCCGAGGCGGACGAACCCACCUCUCAGUUCACGAGCAUCCCCGACGCUUUCUGGUGGGCCGUGGUGACCAUGACAACAGUGGGCUACGGUGACAUGAAGCCCAUCACUGUUGGAGGAAAGAUAGUGGGCUCCCUCUGCGCGAUCGCGGGCGUGUUAACCAUCGCACUCCCGGUGCCGGUCAUAGUGUCCAACUUCAACUACUUUUACCACAGGGAGACCGAUAACGAAGACCAGACGCCAGUGGUGGAGAGCAUGCCCCCAAGCUGCCCGUAUUUCCCGGACUUUCUAAGGAAAUUCAAAGGCUCACCCUCUGGCUCCUCACUGGGUGACAAAGCGGAGUAUAUGGAGAUGGAGGAGGGGGUGACAGAGUCGCUUUGCGGGCUGGACAAGAGCCCCAGUAAAGGAAAUGGCACAGACAUAGGCAGGAAAAACAGUACUAACUCAAAAUCCAUUCAGACUGACGUGUGAUUACAAGUAGAGUUUCGUCUUUUUCCUUUUUUUCUAAAGAAGAAUACGCCCUACAAAGAUACUGUAUGCCCAAGAGCAGGUGGUCCCCCAAACACAAGUUUUACGCACGGCUCAGAUGCCGCGCGCGCGCGCACACACACACAGGUCACCAAUUGGAAGUUUAAAAUAUUUCAUUCUCUCCAUCUCAGAACAGUAGUCUCUCAAGGCCGAUUGACAUUUAGGAACAAUUAUGACCAAUAUUUGCCUAACGGGAAAUUUAAUAAAUUCAUCUAACCUGCGUGGGCUUCCAAAUCUGAUACAAAAUCGAAAUUCUAGACAAGACAGGCUAUGCAUUCGCACUUUAUGAGUUUCAUCUAUCAAUAACAGAAAGGGUAGAGAUGAUCGUUUUGCUGUUAUGCAAUAAAGUUAAUAUUUAUUUGCACUAAUGUAGAAUUUGCGCUGGGUCUGGAAUAUUUUUAUUUUAGAGACAGAAACUGUAGGCCAUGCAAAUGGCAAUAAUUUAGUAAUCCUCUCAUCACUUAGAUGAAGAAUGUUUGAGCAACUUCCUCAAAGAGAGCAAACUAUGGAUAUUAAUGACCUCUUUCAUGCGUUGCCAAUACAAAUUGGACUCCUAUAAAGGAAAAGCCCAAGACAGAUAAAUACCUUUGUUGCUGUUCCAAAACUUAAUAUUAAAAAAAGCUCAUUGAUAAGACAUAGCAUUUUGUCAUCAAAUAAUCCAGGGCUAGAAUUAUUUCUAUGACAUUUACACAAAUAUGCUUUUCCACAAUAGGCCAAAAAAAGGCCUUGUGUUGUUGACCCACUAUGAGAGCUAAGCACAGGAAUCAGCAGAGUUAAAAAUGGCUGGAGAAAUGACUUGCCCCGCCAGGUUUUGUAUGGACAGGCUUGGGGCCUCGAUGACAACCGUUUCCUUAUUUUUAUUUAAACCACCUCACAAUGACAAUAUCCCUUUACAUGGACGCAGAUGGAAAGCUAUAGCAAAAAUGACUCUGUUGUGGAAACUCCUGGCAGUGGAGUUUGCGAGCAACUUCCUCUCUUGUCCGCUGGACUUAGUGCACAACUUUUUUUUCUCCGGAGGACUAUGAUUAUCUCCGAGCUCAGAGGAUCAUCGGGAUGUGGAUGUCUUCCAAGCGCUGCCGGUUACAAGGAGAGGGAGAAUCACAUCACAGUUUUCUGGAAAUUGCAGAGAGCAAGCAAAACAUUGUGACUGGUCAUCAUGAGCACGAGUGGACACCGAAAAGCAACAACAACUGAACGGGACUCGGCAUUUGAACAAGUUGGGAUGAGAGCUACUGAGUGACAUCAGUAAACAAACCCUCGAGGGUUGAGACUGGAGUUGGCAGAUGAGUAAGUCGUGGCCCAAAAUGAUUGCCUUAAUUACUACACAUACACAGAUUUAUGAAGUGAUGAAACUAAGAGACUUAUAAAAGUUCAAAGAUGUUUUCUUUACAUGUGAUAAAAGUGUCUUGUAAGGAACAGAUGUGAAUAUUUUAAUAUGAUAGAGAUACGUUUGGUUGUAAUGUCGACAUAAUGUUUUAGUUGGGUCGGCUUCGUAGGUGUCAUUGGUUACUAAAUGGUGAGUUUGCUCUCUGCUUAUGUGCAGUCAGCAGCACGACUUAAUCUAUUUUUAUCUUGUUUCAUAUUGUCAACCAAACAAGGCUGGCCUGAGUUGCUCACUCAAAUGCUGGCAACAAACUCUUGAUUCACAUCGUGUCAUAACACAUGAAAAUCCUCAUUCAGAAAGUGUAUAGAGGGUUGGGAGAGACAUAUAUUGACUGGCUCAAUGCAACACACUGAAAUACAUCAGAAGAAUUUCCUCUUACAUUAAGAUCCACUUACACUAAAGUAAAGAUGUCAGGCACAUAAAACACGAUCAUAAAUAGCUGCCACACUUUCUAUCACGGUAAAACAGUGGAUGAAACUCGCUGGGCUUUCACAUCGAGAAUCAUCGACAUACAGAUAAAAUACCUUAGGUUUUUUUCUGAGAUGCAAAUUUAGAGCUGACCAGCUGCUUUGUUCAUAUGUUUUCACUUUGAAUUUAACUGUAUGCAAAAGUAACAUGGACGUGUGUUAUAUAUUUUUUUAAACCUAGCCUUGAUAAUUACAUAACCAAAGGUGAAACCCUGAAUUUAUUGUAUGUUGUUGACUUCUGGAAAAUGUUGUGAUAUAGAUGCACACUGAAUAGGAAAAAAAUGUAAAUAGCAGACAUUUAUACUUGUGUGUCCUAAGAUGUGUUGCAGAUAGAGUAAUUUGAGACUUUUUACUUUCUUUGACUGUUACGCUCAUCAACCAUAAUCAUCUGUGUUUGGUUUGUCCUCGCAGAUACAAUUAUGUUCCUCCUAUUGUUGCUGCUCCAACAUUCUUCAUUAUCAUAUUUUUGGCAGUUUCAUCUUCUUUUUUCUCUCCACAUACUGCCCAUUAAAAAUCCACCUAUUCAUUUAUUUGGCAUACUAAAACACAAAGUUGUUUGUGCAACUUUGUCUUAGACCUGCAGUGUUGUCCGUCAAUGAUUAGUAAUGUGUCCAUGCAAGUUUUAUUUUUGUUUUUGGAAGUAGUAGUAAGUUAUGUUGCACAUUUGCAUAUUUUAAUAAAGACAGUGUUUUAUUUUCCUAUAUUUUCCGUCAAAAACAUCCUUUAUAUACUGUGUCAACUAUAAUGGCACAUAAUAAGCUUGAACUUAGAGCGUUUGAUCUUAGUGUCCUUUUCCCUCAACUCCUAAAGAAAAUCCAAAGUUCACGUUCUUGCUCUUUUUCCUGAAAAUUAGUAUGUGUAAUUACCUCAAUAAUAGUAUCCCUAAGAAAAGCUGUUUACUGAAUGUUCCAGAUAUUUCCUUAGUGUCAGAAACACUUGUAACCACAAACUAGCCACAACAGUAAAAUAGAUGUCAAAGUUUACUUGGGAAAUCCUUAUGGGCAGGAUGUUUUUAAGGAAGGAGUAGAUACAAAUUUCGUUUGUCAUUUUUGCAUAUCAAAAGUUAAAACCAGAAUCACCAGAAUAUCCCAGCAAUGCUUAGGGAUUGUCAAAUCUGCAAAGUUGUUGUCUUGAAACUGAACAUGAAAGACAUUAAUGACAGUGAACUAUUUGUUAUAUUAUUCGGAGAAUCUAAAAAGUAAUAAAGGGAAAGCAAAGCUAACAAAUUUUACAACAAUUCAUCUGUUUUUUUGUUUUUUUUAUUUGGUAAUUUGGCAGAUAAAUUGAAUCCCCGCAAUGAGAUUAAAAGUAACUGCUUCCUCAAAGACAUUUGAGAAUAAAUAAACAAACUGCAGAAGAACACACUUGGUAAUAUGAUGCAUGAUGCUUUAAGUAGGUGAGUAAAACAACUACAAAACAGCAGACAUUAAUUUACCUUUUACGGUCAAAGAAAUAGUUUUGGGCAAUUAUAUGCUUUCUUGCCAAGAGUAAAAUGAGAAGAUUGCUAGGACUUUGAUGUAGGUAUAAUAAAUAUGAAGCUACAGUCAUCAACCAGUUAGCUUAGCAUAAAUAACUGUAUUUAUUUAUGCUUAUAUCAAUAGUUUAAGCCCAUCAACUUUAUAGUUCUGCACCAGGAACUCUAGCAUUUGGGUCAAGUAGUGGAUUAUCUGUUGGUUGCAUAGUAACCUCACGGUGACAACAAAACUUCAGUAAAUUAUCAAAAAAUGGAAGAAGCGAAGAAAUGUACAAAACCCCUGAUAAAGCCACAAUGUGUUGUUUUUACACUCACAAAUUAAACAAACAAGAUACAAAAUACUAAUUGGGGAGCUUUAAACUUGCAGGUAGGCAGAUUUAGUUGCCUUUUACAGAACAAGGUUGACUCUUCCCCCUGUUUCCAAUCUUUAUGCUAAGAUAAGAUAAUCAGCAACAAGGUACACGGUAGAUUUAUUCAUCAUCUUACAACACACCCUUAUAUAACGAGAUGAAACGUCAAACUAUUCCUUUCAGAGGUAAAUUAAAUGAAAAUAUGUGUAGAACUAUAUUUCCAAUGAUUUUAUUCCACUAAUCUUGUCAGAUUAUGUCACUCAAGCACAAGCUGUUCCACACCUUAGGAGCUCAGCCGGCAGAGGCCUUAGUUCUGGCCUGGGGUUUGACCAUGGAAAUAUGGACCAGCCUGAAGAUUUCAGAUGAGAUGACAGGCUGUAGCUAGCCCAGAUGCAGAACUAUCACACCAAUAGCCAAAUGUGGCCAGAAGCUACACUGAGACAAAUUAACCUAUCUAGUGAUAUAUUCUGCUACAACUCAGUAUUUCAAGGCAGCACAAAAGACGCUAAGCCAAAGACUAAUAUGCCCACAGGUUAAAACAAGAACAGGAUCAGACUGAGAGAUGAUCCUUGUGGCCACCGCAUCCCAUCAACCAGAACAAACAUGCACCAAAGGAGUCUGAAUGAAAUCUGUGUAACUGGGCAGUCUCUAACCCAUUUCCUCAAUCUACAAAUUAAAACAGUUUAUUUGGUUGGAGGCUGCAAUUAUGUCAAGUUGCACUGAUACAGCGCCCUCAGUUAAAUCUGCUGUCAACAGGAGAUCAGUAGUAACCCAGAGAAGAGCAGUGUACUAUAAUGUAUAAAGCAAGAAGAUAAUAAAGGUCGAUAGGCAGAUUUUGAAGCAGAUUGAAUAUUACAAGAACAAAAUAAUUUAUCCUGUUGUGUGAGCCGACUCGUGCACUGAAUAAAAAGGUCAUAAUCCACAGUUAUCCGCACGGAUAUUUAUAAAGAGGUUAUCCACGUCAUAUCAUGAGUGAAAAAGGAUGAGUGGAAAUAUAUCCUACGACUAAACAACAAAUUAAUUUUUUCUUUGACUAGUACUUUAAUAUUAUUUGGGAGGUUAACAGUUCGUAUGUGUGGGGUCCUUAGAUUAGACACAGAAGAAGAUGAGAGGAAAUCAUUUUAAUUCCGAUCACCUGCAAGCUACAUUUAUACUGUUUUUUAACACGAGCAAAAGUAGCUGUCAAAGCUAAUGGUCAGAGGAGGAGAUUCACCCAAUGCAGUUUAACUAAUAUUCAGUUAUACAAAAAAAAAUAACUAUUUAAAAGAAGAAUUGAACUCAUUUAAAAGGAAAUUCUUGUUGGGGAUUGAUUUCACAUUAAGAAGGGGUAUCCCUGUGUGAGAAACCACUUUUUUGUUAAAGCUGACAAAUGUCUGAGGCCUAAACAAGUCUGAGACUCCUCCAGUCCUCUGUGUUUUCCACAGAGCAACUAGGCAAGAUUAACUUUAGGACGAAUGCCUCCCCUAAUCAAUAAAAAAGGAUUUCUUCUAAACAAACUAACAACUGACCACAGAUCUCAAGCCAUACAAAACAACAGCCCAGUGUUAAGAUUUAGUGAUGUACUACAUUUCACGCUGCUUUCAGUGUUGCCAGAUUUUUCUCACACUAAACAGCCCAAUCAGAUCCUCAAGCCGGCAAGUCAUCAUAGAUAUAGCUAAAUUUUUAAUUUUUAAUAAUAUAUAAAAUAUGUGCUGGGAAGGAGCCUCAGGUUGUUCCUCUAUCCUGCGAUCUUUUGUUUUAUUUCUACAAUUACGCAAUCCCCAAAUCACCCAAAACAUGGUUACAGUAAUGAAAAAGUAUCUCAAUCAAACCUUUUGGAUAGCGAUUAAAUAUUAAAAUAUUCAUUUAUAAGAUCUGGUGAAAGGUUUAGCAGGUUAUUUAUCACAGAGCUGUAACUGAAUAAUAACAUGAAUACAGUAAAAAAGUGUCAACCUAGUUGUAAUAAACUGAAAUGUCAUUUGUUUUUACUGAUCAUCUGUUAUCAGUUGUGUGUGUGUGCUACUCAGAGGAGAGAAGAAGCCGAUUCACUGGAAAAUAGACAAAUGGUUAAAAUGAUCCAAAUCAUCACAAGCUGCCCAAAAGAAUUUUUAUCUACCCGAUCAAAUAAAAAGGAGAAAAGGUGGAUGGAAAACCCAAUCUGGCAACACUGACUGCUUUUGCCCAUAGUGAUAAGGAUGGAUGUCUUGAUGCCAAAACUGCUACUUACAACCGAGUUUGUGGUUCCUGUAUUGAAUUUGGUUUAAAAAAUAUAACUGAGCUGAGGGAGAUCUUUACAAAAGACAACCUGAGUAAGCCCAACAUCUUCACAUUGCACCCACUGCAGCACUGUUGACGUCUCCAUAUGGCUCCGUUUGAUGUUACGUACCACAGACACAUAUACAAAUAAAAGUAAUGCAUUAGUCUGAGGAUAAAAACUGUGUUUACUGUAACAUCCACAGCGUUAGAUAACACCAGGAACCCGUUUUAUGUCUUAAUCUUCUUAUAAACAAGGUGGCUUAUGAGGAGCACUGCAAAACUGUUGAACAGUGACGCAGUUUGUAUUUGUUUAGUACUAGUGCUGGAAAUUAUGCGACUGACUGGAUUUCGGGUUGUUUUGUACCAUCUGCCUCCUGCAGAACAGUAUUAGUGCUUUUUGCUGCAAAUACAGUGAUUGCAGUGUUUGCCUGGUCUCCUCUGUAUCAGGUAGGAGACAAACAUAAUGCUCUGCAGAAUUAAUGCAUGUUUGUUAUAAGGCCUUGGUAAACAGCUAGUAUCAGCAUAUCGCUCAUAUUACUGGGUUAAUAACAAGGCUAACACCCGUUACUUGAUUUGAGAAACACUCAGUGGUCAUCUGCACAAGUAUUAAAUUAAUUAAAAGAUUACACAUUCUUUCAGAGAUUAUGAUUAAAUGAUAAAAGUCUUCAUUAGCUUAAACAUUGCCCAAAUUUAACACACCUGGAACACCUUUCAUUUUAUGGCUCAUAGUGAAGGGAUUUAUGUGCUGUAAAAAUUAUAGUCGUUAGAAAGAAAUCAGCAUUUCCAUCUGUUUGAUGACAGCCACAGAACUGACACGGUAUAGUGUAGGGUGUGGUUUAAGUAUAAAACCAGUUACACACACACACCCACAUACACAUCUGGUAUGUGGUCAGAGCACCUGGAGAGUCACACAAGGCAAAGCAACCUCUGUUUGCUUCAGGACUGCCUCUCCUGGCUGCCACUGUCCUCUCAAGGUAUCUCAAAGGGCCAUGUGAACACCCACAGCCCUCAUUCAUCAAGCUAUAGGACAUUCUUUUAUAGUAGAUGAAAUCAAAGAGAAAUCUACUAUUUUGAUUUUUUCAAGAAAGAAUGUCAAACAUGCUCUGUUUCCAGCUUCUCAAAUGUGAGGAUGCUUUUAAUUUGCCAUAUGUGAUAGUAAACUGAACAUCUUUUGAGUUUUAGACUGUCAAAUAAACCAAGCAAUCUGAAAACAUCUUUUUGAGCUGUGGGAAAUUAUAUUUUUCACUAUUUUCUGACAUUUUAUUGACAAAAUGCCCCCCCCCCCUCAAAAAAACCCCAUAAUUGGCAGAUUUAUAAACAAUAAAAAUAACCGUUGCUUGCAGCUCUAAUAGAAAACAACAUGAAUUUUAUGAUAUUAUGUAAUUUCCUCAUGCUCUGGGAUAAAUUCUCUGUGCUCUGUGAUAUGUCAAUGUAAUGUUUCAUAUCAUAUUUGAUAAUCAAAAGCUAAAUGCUCAAUGCCCUGGGAGCUCAAUGCAUUGCAACAUGCAAAUAGACAAAAUACAAGCAAAUGAAAACACCCGUUCAUCAACACUGUAUUUACAAAAAAAAAGUGCAAAGAAAUAAAACAUGGUUAGACACCCAAAUACAGAAAAAUAUUGCAUAUGCGUUGUCAUGUUGGUGAAGAUGUGUUUACUUUAAUUGCAGAGUGUUGAUCUCUCGGGGCAUUAAAAGUUUGAUUUAACAGCCUGCUGACAGUUUUAAAGAUGUGCAUGCUCCUUUGGGAAGCACAGACAGAACAUGAAUGGAUGAUUACAUGCUGUGUACUUUAGCCUGUAUAGACCAAUUACUGUGGUGACAUGUGGUAACCGCAGCAGAUCAUUUGUCAUGUUACAUUCAACAGACUACAUGUGGGGCACAGCACAUUUCCCCUCAAUAAGCCUCCAAAUCUACAAGCCAAGAAUCAUUAAGCAUGUAUAAUUUUGAUUGUGUAAAUGGCCUUUUUUAUUUAUUUAUUUAUUUUACACAAGAUGUCUCUGUUUUUUCAAUCUACAGAGUAAUCUGCAUCAGCUGUGAAGCAACCAUGACAAGUAUCUUUGGAUAAUUUAGCUGUAGUUUCUGAACUUUACUCCACGAAAGCUUGAUGACGGAGGGCCGCUGUGUGUAAAACAAAAUAAUGAAGUACACAGAUAAAGACAAAACACACAAAUGAAGAAUAUGAAUUUGACAGGACAAGGGUGGAAUUCACACCCAUAAUAAUCAGGUCUAUGCAAGCUGGUGCAGUUUGGUCAGCCAAGGCCAUGGUCACAUUUAUAUAUGAUGGUUAUAAUCCAGUAUAUCUACAUUAGUCAUUAUGAUUCUCACAAUCAUCUCACCUGCAGAGGGAUAAACUAUCUACACUCAGCCAGCAGAGAUGUUGCUGCACUGCUGCUGUGCUUUAUUGACGGCAUAUGGAUAAUUUUCAGUAAUGGCGAAUACAAAAUAGUUUUUUGGGACAAUGGUGGUGCAUUUGUUUUAAUGUUACUGCUUCACCUAUGUGUAUGCUUAAUAUUCAAACUGUUCAUUAGCCACUGCCUUGUCACACAUAAAAAGGAGGGAAAUCUUUAUCAAUCAGCAAAGGAAAACUGACAGUAACAAACAUGUAAAAUAUUUCUACAGUUCAGGUGUUGAGAAAUAUCCAUGUGAGUUUUGGCCAGCCUUGCUUUUAUUCUGCAUGAUGCUUUGUUUUGAGAAUAAUGCAUCCUAAACCAAGGUAUGUUCGUGUUCUUUUCCUGAGGGUGCUCCUCUCUCUUUCUCUUUCUCUCGCGCUCUCUCGUCACUUCUAACCUUAAUAUUCCUUGUUUGUUUUUUUCUUCUUUGUUUAAUUUUUUUGGUAAACCUUCCAACUUCUGGAUUUUCUACACUCAUAACAUUUUGUAGACAGCAAUAUGAGAUGUGAUUGAAAAAUGGAAUAUGUGCAAUGUUGACUAAAGAAAAAUAUAAUAUAUUCAAUAAAAAUUCAGAAAACA